AUGGGUCUGCGCCGGUGGCCCGUCGGGCUGCUGCUGCCGCUGCUCCUGGGAUCUGCUUCCUUCCUGCUGGGGGGCUGCGCAGGUGAGUGGCUUCUUCGGGGGUUAAAUGUCGACCCGGGAACAGAAUUGGCACCCAGUACGUGCGUGUGUUUGUCCGCAACACGUUUACAGUGAGCGCGUUGGGGGAAGAGUGGAUUUUCAGACAAUGCAAUCCAUACCUUAGCGCCUCUUUCGCCAGCAGAAAAUGCUCCAUAUCUGUUUAGGGCACCCCCUGCCCCCUCCUCCCACCCAGAAAUUAGGGUGAUAAAAAGAUAAAGACGUGUUUUCCUAAAUAUGUUUAGAUGGGGGCGAACUUUCUUGUCCUUCUCACAACAAUAUCGCACUUAUUAGUCACUUGCUGCACAUAAAAAAGGUCUCCUUUGGGAAUUCAUGCACCUAAGUUAGUCGUGCCCAUUGGGUCUACUCUGCGUAGCAAUGGCUGCAACCCUUACAAAAACUGCAGGUGCCAAAGGGGUAUGGGGUAUAACACUAUAAAUGAAUACGCAGAGCUAGAGUUGCAGCCCUCGUUUUCCCCUUGCAGAGCUGUAAUUCCCUGCGCCCUUUGCAAACUACAGUUCCCAGGACUUUUUGGGGGGGAGCCAGCUGCUUUCAAUGUGUGUUGCAUCUGCUUUAAAUGUACGGUAUUUAAAUGUACGGCCCGUUACCCCCCCCCCCGAAAAUACUUCAGUGCUGCCUGGUUUGACCUGCCCCCCCCCCGGCUUUGGGAAAAUAAGUAUGGGAACUAUAGUUUACCCUGGAAAGACCUAAAUUGUCAGCAAUUUAGAGUUCUUGUGGUUCUUUGGGAGCGGGGAAAAUGUGCUUUGAAUGUGCUUUAAAGGUCUGAUGUGUAGGUGUGUGUGUGUGUGUGCUUUCUGUGUGUGUGCUUUCUGUGUUUUUCUGUUGUUUCUUUUCUGCCCAGCGCCUGGCAAACUACGAAACACACCUUGGAGAACCGUAGCAAUAAGGAAGGGAAACUAAAGGCCUCUUAAGAAACAAGCAAGAGGUAAAACCUUAUCUCCCCUCCCCAGUUCCCAAAAGUCCCCCCAUUCCUUCUCUUGAUUUAUUUACUGAAUUUAUUACAUUUAACACACCACUUUUUCACCCAAGGAGCUGAAGGUGGAGUGUAGUUCUCCAGCUUCCCAUUUUAUCCUCACAACAACGCGGUGAGGUGGGCUGGGCUGAGAGACAGUGUCUGGCCCAAGGUCACCCAGCGAGCUUCAUGGCUGAGUGGGGAUUCGAACCCUCAUCUCCCAGGUAACAAAGACCGACACUCUAGCCCUUACACCACCUCCUUGCAGCCCUUUCCCGUCAGUUUAUUUGGGCCUGGCUUGUCCUUGCAGGGAUGAUGAGAUCAAAGAAUCAUAGAAUUGCAGAGUUGGAAGGGACCACGAUGGUCAUUUAGUCCAAACUCCUGAAAUGCGGGAAUAUUUUGCCCAACUUGUGGCUCAGACUCACGACCCUGAGCUUAAAACUCUCAUGCUCUACCAACUGAGCUACUAGCUGAGCUACUAGAUGAUGGUGAUGUUUUCAAUUGUUAGCCGCUUGCUGCAAAAGGAGUCUGUAAGCAACUUCUUGUUGUUUAGUCAUUUAGUCGUGUCCGACUCUUCGUGACCCCAUGGACCAGAGCACGCCAGGCACUCCUGUCUUCCACUGCCUCCCGCAAUUUGGUCAAACUCAUGCUGGUAGCUUCGAGAACACCGUCCAACCAUCUCGUCCUCUGUCGUCCCCUUCUCCUUGUGCCCUCCAUCUUUCCCAGCAUCAGGGUCUUUUCCAGGGAGUCUUCUCUUCUCAUGAGGUGGCCAAAGUACUGGAGCCUCAGCUUCACGAUCUGUCCUUCCAGUGAGCACUCAGGGCUGAUUUCCUUCAGAAUGGAUGGGUUUGAUCUUCUUGCAGUCCACAGGACUCUCAAGAGUCUCCUCCAGCACUAUAAUUCAAAAGCAUCAAUUCUUCGCCGAUCAGCCUUCUUUCUGGUCCAGCUCUCACUUCCAUACAUCACUACUGGGAAAACCAUAGCUUUAACUAUACGGACCUUUGUCUGCUUUUUAAGAUGCUGUCUAGGUUUGUCAUUGCUUUUCUCCCAAGAAGCAGGCGUCUUUUAAUUUUGUGGCUGCUGUCACCAUCUGCAGUGAUCAUGGAGCCCAAGAAAGUUAAAUUUCUCACUGCCUCCAUUUCUUCCCCUUCUAUUUGCCAGUGGCCAUGAUCUUCGUAAGCAACUUACACCAUUUUAAAAAUACCAACCAUAACAUUAAGUUGGAUGAAUGAAAAAGUUAACAAAGGCCGUAGGAUAAAUUCCAGCCAAACAGCAGCGAGAAAAUACAAUAUUGUUUUGGCCGCAAAAUACAAAUAACAUCCAGCGACAUCACCCUAAUUUGUAAAGCUGUCUGGCGGAAGAGAUAAGUUUUUGCCUGGCAUUGAAAGAUGACGGUGCCAGGCGGAUUUUGCUGUCCCCGAUCUGGCUGGGCUCUGCGGAGGACGCCCAAAGGAAUUCAGGCAGGAACACAGGUGCAAGUUGACUUUUCACGAUAUGCAAGGAUUCAAUUGCACGGCUGGCUUGCAUUUAUUGGGGCCUGUGUAUUAAUUGGCUUCCCGGUGGGCGAAACGGUUGUGGUAACAGGUACAUUUCUGCAUCUCUUUUACCUCUGGCCUCACUAUUUACCCCCCUAAAAAACACCUCCAUGUGUGAACACACAAACACAAACUGCUCAGGAAAACAGUUUCUGCACCUCCUACAUUAAAUGCUAUUUCUUGAAGCUUGUGGCAUAAAAAAAGCUUCUUAACUUUUCAGGUGUCACAAGACUCUCUUUCCUCUUUGGUAAGUUUCACUUUCCAGGGUUGGUUGGAUAGGCUCCAACAUUGGGCGGGGGGUGGGGGGAACAGUGCAAGUUGUAGUUUUAAAAACUGAUUUUAAAGUUGUGUUUUAAACCUCCCCUCCCUGUCUCCUCUGCCCCUGGCGUGUUGCAGUCUUGAUAACAACCACAACUGCACCCACCUGGUACAGCGACAUUAGGUGUAGUUCAGCUCUUUAUUUGAAGGGAAAACAACAGAUCGGCAGAAUAAAAAACAGGAAAUGUCGAACCUUCCCCUGUACCACAAUCUCCACCUCGGAACCACGUCUUCAAGCUGAGCUUUCCAGCGACAACACCAAGCUGAAAACUUCUGCUUUAUGUUUUUCCUUGCGCAAUAUCCAUUUGGGGCAAACAAAGAGGACUAGAAAGUUUGUCACUAUUUUGUGACAUUUUAGUCGGUGGUAAAGUAAAAUGUGCAGAAAACAGACGGCUGAAUAAAAGGCAUUGCAGAGCAUUACAGUGCUAACAUCUCUAAUAUUAUUCAUUACCUUUUUAGAUUCUUUUUCCCCCAGAGAAGGGACCCAAAGCAACUUGCAAAGCGCUAUGGCCUUCAAAAUAAAGCACAAAAGAACUGCUCUUUAAUCCGAUGGUCAUUGGACUCAACUGACAUUUGGGUUUUUUUUACUUUUGAUGUGAUGCGAUUUUCUUGCAUGUGUGCUGUCCACGGUGAUAUUUUUUAUUAGAGAGUGCAUGGAACUGCAAGGAACAUACACACGCCCACAUGUGAAUUAUGGCUAAAAUACUGCAUUUCUUCAAGUCAGCAAAGAGUGACAGCAUUGAUAGUUCAGGGUUUGAGCUCCAUGUUUGACAAAGAUUCAUGGAUCAUAGAAUCUUAGAGUUGGAAGGGACCCCAAAGGUCAUUUAGUCCAACUCACUGCAAUGCAGGAAUCUCAACUAAAGCAUCCAUGACAGAAGGACCUCCAACCUCCGCUUAAAAACCUCCAAGGAAAGAGAGUCCACCAGCUCCCGAGAGAGACUUUCCCACUAUCAGACAGCUCUUACUCUCAGAAAGUUCUUCCUGAUAUUUAGUCAGAAUCUCCUUUAUUGAGACUUGAAGCCAUUGGUUUGAGUCCUACCCUCCCAAGCUGGAGAAAACAAGCACACUCCAUCUUCCAUGGGACAGCCCUUGAGAUAUUUGAAGAUGGAUCUCCUAUCUCCUCUCAGUCUCCUCUUUUCCAGGCUACUCAGCUCCUUCAACCAUUCCUCAUAAGGCUUGGCUUCUAGACCCUUGAUCAUCUUAGUUGCCCUCCUCUGUGUGGGAUGUGAAACACAAGAGCAGUCAAGUACAACAUUUCUAGAGUGAACAUGUUUACACAUGGGGAGAAAUGCUUGUCCAGCCAGCAGGUAAACUUCCUGUUUCCUUCUGGGCUGGGACAGACUUCCUCUGCAUGUGACUAGAGGCGGGCGUGGCCUCACCUGUUCAGGUAACGACAAAAGCACAGGGCAGGACAACCAUCUUUCUCUCCAUGACUACUUUCGGCGAAGAAGCAACAUCUGAUUAGCCAAAGAUGCUCUCUUGGUCUCCAGCCAAGAGAAGACAAAGGGACUGUCUCCUUAUGGGAUAGUUUCCAGGUGUAUGUUACUUUUCUAAGCUUCUGGGAUCCGAUUGUGAACAUAAUCUUCUUUUAUAGAAGACUGUGUCAUGUCUUAUCUUUUAUGAGGGAAUAACGGGAAAAUACCAGAACGGUUAUUAUAGAGGCUUUAGCAAGCCUGAGCAAACGCAUCCGCUGUGAGUUUAAAAGGGGGAAUGUUACUCUGCUAAGUUGUGAACUUGUUUACACAAGUUGGAAAGGCUAUAAUCAAACAAUAUAUCCUCUCCUGCAUCCCUGAUCAUUCCCACACUCUGCGCAUGUUCUAGCUUGUCAACAUCCUUCCUAAAUACUUAGAAAUCUUUAGCUGAGCUUCCUGCAUUGCCGGGGGUUGGACUAAAUUGCUCUCAGAGAUACCUUCAUUUUAUGAUUCUACUGGAGUCCUAAUUCUGCCCCUCUCUGUCUUCCUUUCCAGGCUCCUCCUCGCACUCCUUGCGCUAUUUCUACACGAGGGUGUCUGAGCCUGGCCAGGGGCUUCCCCAGUUCACCGCUCAGGGGUCCGUUGAUGACCACAUCUUCAUUCAGUACGACAGUGACAGGAAAAGAGCCUUUCCUCAGGUGCCCUGGGUCCAGAAGGUGGGGCAGGACUAUCCCCAUUACUGGGACAAUAUGACCCAGAUCUUUCGGGAUGCUGAGGAAGUCUUCCGAGUCGUUCUAGAGAGUGUGCAGCGUGACCACGAGCAGAGCACAGGUGAGUGGGUUCUGCAAGGGGCAGCGAGUCCCCCUCCCCAAUAUUUAUCCCUCCCCUGGUCAGGAAAUGGGGAGCAGGGGGAGGACAACUGGGAGCUCCACAGAAGCUCCUUCUCCCUCCAUGCACCAAGCAGUUUGACUGUAACCUUAGCAGCACCCAAGUGACCUCCCUGGGGUGCAAGCCUGGACAGUGUGUCUGGAGGUCCUGCACUGCUCAGGCGACAAGACCCCCCUCUCAGCCUCGCCGAUGUGCUCCAAAGGAAAGCAGAGCAAGACGUUUGGUACCAACUGAGCUGCAGGAGUUGCCCGAAGGAGGCGUACAAGGCGCCAUUCAACCAUCCUCGGGACUCCACUCUGGAUUUAUGUAGAGUUUGUCCUGAGAGCCUUUUCUUCUCCGCAAGUCAGCAGAGGUUUAGGAUCAGCGUUUUCCUUCUCCUCGAUGGUCUCCCUUCCCUGGUGGACGAGCCCCAUCUGCCCCUCACUUCUCUCUGCGACAUGUGCAGAAACUGCCUUAUUUACGGCUGGCCCCACACUUGGUCAGGGAUGCGGGUGGAGCUGUGGGUUAAACCACAGAGCCUAGAACUUGCCGAUCAGAAGGUCAGUGGUUCAAAUCCCCGCAACGGGGUGAGCUCCCGUUGCUCGGUCCCUGCUCCUGACAACCUAGCAGUUCGAAAGCACAUCAAAGUGCAAGUAGAUAAAUAGGUAUGGCUCUGGAAGGAAGGUAAACGGCGUUUCCGUGCGCUGCUCUGGUUCGCCAGAAGCGGCUUGGUCAUGCUGGCCACAUGACCCGGAAGCUGUACGCCGGCUCCCUCGGCCAAUAAAGCGAGAUGAGCACCGGCAACCCCAGAGUCGGUCACGACUGGACCUAAUGGUCCGGGGUCCCUUUACCUUUACCACACUUGGUCUCAUCUGCUCGAUCCACCGGGGCCUGUCUUUGCAUGCAGGGGAAGCCCCUAUUUACACUUGCCUGUAAAUCCCACUGAAAUCAAAGGGACUUGCUUCUGCAUGGACAAGUACAGUCAUACCUCGAGUUAAAUAUGCUUCAGGUUGAGCGACCCGGAAGUAACGGAACGUGUUACUUCCGGGUUUCGCUGCUCGCGCAUGCGCAGACGCCCAAAAUGACAUCACGCGCGUGCGCGGAAGCGGCGAAUCGCAACCCACGCACGCGCAGACACAGGUUGCGUUCGCUUCAGGAUGCGAACGGGGCCCUGGAACAGAUCAGUGGACAGAGGUACCACUGUACAUAGGAUUGCACUGUCGGAACUUAAACUUGACAUUAAACUUUACCUCCAAGUUUAAUGUUUGUUGCUUUCCAUGGGAAAAAAUGACCUGUUUUCAAUCCUCAGCAUCUCUAAGUAGGGAUGAGAGAGAUUCCUGCCUGAAAGCAACUGCAAGUAAAAACUUGGUGCUGAUGAUGCUUAGCUAGAGGAACCAACAGCGGGGUGGGAGGGAGUUGUGUAGCCCCAGGAGCUGAGAGUCAUCCGUUGAUGGGUGGGAGCCACCACCGAGAAGGCCCUCUGCCUGGUUCCCUGUAACUUCACUUCUUUCAGUGAGGAAACCGCCAGAAGGCCCUCGGAGCUGGAAUCAUAGUUGGAGGGGACCCUGAGGGUCUUCUAGUCCAACCCCCUGCAACGCAGGGAUCUUUUGCCUGCUGUGGGAUUUGAACCCAUAACCCUGAGAUUAAGAGUUUCGCGCUCUACCGACUGAGCUAUCCAGUCUGCCUCUUCUUCCCCGAGGUGAAAAAUAAUCAAAUCUUGGAUUUAAAUAAACAUUCACAUUAUCAGCAUCAGAAAAUGUUUAGAAGAUAGUGAAAUAUGAUGGUGUAUUUACUUUUAUUUUUAUGUUUUUAGGUUUGAUGCUAUGUUAUUAAUAACUUUUUCUGUUAAGAGAUAGCAAAGUGGGUGAAAAUAGAAACAAACCAGAAGCGCAAGUUGGGGGAAGCCUUGGAGGGGAAGGAGGGAGGAAUAUAUAGUAAAUGUUAAGAAUUUGAGAUGUAUGUAAUGAAUGAAAAAGAAAAAUGAAUUAUUUUUAAAAAUAAAAUAAUAAUAAUAAUAAUAAUAAUAAUAAUAAUAAUAUCUUUGCCAAACCUCUUCUGUGGGUUUGUGGGGGUUUCACCUGCUCCGGUCCCCCAAUCUCUCUCCCCUGUCCCACUGACCUCUUGCCCCUUCUCCCAGGCCUGCACACCUGGCAGGUCAGGUACGGCUGCGAGUUGAGCCAAGAAGGCCGCCAAGGAGCAUACGAGCAGGAAGCUUACGAUGGGACGGUCUACCCCGACCUUGACCUGGAGUCUCUCUCCUGGAUGGCAGUCGAGAGAGGAGCCCAAGUGAACCGGACUGGAAACCAGACGGUCUCUGUGAUGGCUUACAUGGGGAAGGAGGACUGCAUUGCGUGGCUGCGGAGAUACCUGGACUACGGGAAGGAGGCUCUGCUGAGGACAGGUGGGUGUUUGUGUGAGGGCAGGUGCAGGGAGAUGGGAACAAGACUUGUGUUGAGUUGGGUGUGUGUGCUGAAAUUCUUUCAUAUUCUACCCAGCAUACACCCAUCCUAUACCACACUGCAAAGGUGAUGGGAGCCAAGAGCUGCCUAAUAAUAAUAAUAAUAAUAUUAAUAAUACAGUCAUAGUUCUUGUUACGUUUGCUUCAUGAUAUGUUUUUUCAGGUUGUGUCCCGCGACGCCCCGGAAGUACCGGAAAGGGUUACUUCCGGGUUUCGCCACCUGCGCAUGCGCAGAUGCGCAAAAUGACAUCAUGCACAUGCGCAGAAGCAGCACAGAUGCGGAUUGUGUUCCUUUUAGGUUGCGAACAGGGCUCUGGAAUGGAUCCUGUUCUCAACCAGAGAUACCAGUGUAAUAAUAAUAAUAAACGACAGCUUAGGGGGUGGCAGAGAGGACACACUUCUAGAAUAUUUAUCCCGAUCUUUUGAAAUAAAUAAAGAAUCUCAGGAAGCAAGAGGACAAAAGCUUUUAAAAAGAAUGGUGGGGUGGGAAAUAUAAUUUAUUUAGGAGACCUUUGCAAGCAGAUGAAAACAUUAUCAGGAAUUUAAUCUCACUUGUAAUGUAACAAAUACGAUGGAUAAUAUGGACUGAUAUAAAAUAUAGAUUAUAGAAAAAUAUGCAGUUGUAAAUGUUGACAAUAGGACCCAUGGAGGGGUUGGGGGGAAAUCUCAAGAUUCAGAGUAAUCUCUAUAUAUGGAUACACAUCUGGAUUGUUAUAAUUUUGUAUUUGUAAAAUCAAACGAAAAUGAUUUUUUAAAAAAUGAAAUAAAGAACGCAAGCAUAGUGGAGACAGACCGGACCAAGUUUUCAACUUGAAAGGGUUUAAAUCUCUCUUCUUAAUGUUGAAAACCUUCAGGCUGGAUAUAUCAGAACAUGUGCAGACUGCCACACCUUUGAAUUAUCCUCUUUGCACCACCCCGCCGUAAAUAAAAGCCCCAGCCCUAUGGAAAGUCAUAAAAACACUAACAAUGUAUUUUAUGGCUUCACGUCUUCCUGAAAUUCUUGCUGGACCUGCUGGUUAACUCUUAUGUGGCCUCCAUUCCAAGGAGUUGAGGCCUUUUGUACCUCAUGUGGAACAUUAUUGUAUUCACCCAAUGAUUCAUGUUUUGCCAGAUAUGAAGGGGCAGAGGUUCAGAGCUUUCCUGUAAAAUUGGCUAGAGAAAAAACUGAGAUCACUUACUUUCUGUGCCUUGGCAAUAAGCUGCAACCACAUGCACAUGCUCAGACACCAUUUCAUACUUAGAUUUUGUACUUUUGUAGCUUGGCUACUAGUUACAAACCUGUCUUAAUUUUGCUUCAUUUUGCUACUGUAAUUGCUGCUUUGAGACCCAGAUUAUGUAAGUAAACACUGCUUUUAUUUCUUCACAAAACAAUGUGUGUAUGAUUGCUUUUAAGUGGGGGAGAAGAGGGAUAAUACAGUGGUACCUUGGUUCUCAAACUUAAUCCGUUCCAGAAGUCUGUUCCAAAACCAAGGCGCACUUUCCCAUAGGUCAGAGGGAUUUGACGCUGGCAGCUCUGGCCUCUGCUCAGCCUGCGUCAAAUCUAAACCUCUCUGUUCCUGCCCGUAUUCUGCAGCUGGCUGUAAAGUUCCACUUGGAGCUGGUUCAUUCCUGACAAUUGUCAUAAAAUUUUCUCUUAAACCAUAACAUGCUGUAGAUAAUCGUCCCCAUGCUUCCAUGUCUAUAUUAUGACCAAUAUCUAUUGCCCAAUGUAUCAUUGAGGAUUUUACUUGCUCAUCCUUUACAUUUCCAACACUUAUUUGGUUUAGAUUUAUACAUUUAUACUCAGUGUUAGAUACCACCGAUAUAUCACUUUCGUAUCAUUUUCUCUUAGACCAUAGCAUGUUGUAAAUUUUAUAUCCAUAUUCCACAAGUUCUUAGUCAAAUACAAGAACCAUCAAACAUUUCUGGCGAGACGCUCGGUCAUUGCCGUAUCCCAUAUAUUUUCUGAUAUCUUCAGGGGUAUUUCAGACUGUUUCUUCCAUUCAUGCUGUGGUCAGUAAGGAGCCUACUACUUGGCUGUGGUGCAGGGUAGAGCCUAAGUCCAUGUCCAAAUAUAAUAGGGCUGGGGCAGGAUUUGGACAAAGGGAUUAACCUGUAAUUGCGGAUAUAAUGGGGAAUACCCUAUUCCAAAAGUUUAUAACAUGGGGGCAUUUCCGCCAAAUGUGAAUAAAUGAACCAAGUUUUCCACAACCCUUCCAACAUAAAGAGAAAAGGGAGGGAUUAAUUUUUGCCAGCUUGACAGGAGUGUGGGGACAUUUGAGGAGGACACGGCCUGCUUGCCUCUGAGGACGCCUCUGUCAUUUCCGCAGAGCCUCCGGUCGUGAAGGUGACAAGUAAGGAGGACUCCAAAGGCCCGGCCACCCUUGUCUGCCGAGUUUACGGCUUCUACCCAAAGGAGAUCAAUGCCUACUGGAGGAAAGACGGAGAGGCCUGGGUGCAGGAUACCUUCCGCAGAGUUGCCGCCCCCAAUUCGGACGGGACCUACCAUGCCGUGCUCAGUAUUAAAACCAGCCCCAAGGAGAGGAAACGCUUCCAGUGCCACGUGGAGCACGAAGCCCUGCCCAAACACCUGGAUGUGGCCUGGCAGGAGCCUGGUGAGAGGCAGCAGGGAGCAAAGGCUUAUGGGAGGUGAAUUUUCACCCGGGGAAGGAAGAGGGACGACACCAGGGAGCUGGGAGCAUUGCAGCUGAUAUUGACAACCUCCAAUUGGAGACAAACAUUUCCUAUUUGCUGAUAUGAUUAAGGUCUUCAGCAAGCCUUGAGAGGUGAUGAGAUGGAGGGGGGCCCUUUCUUAGAUGAUGAUGAUGAUGAUGAUGAUUUAUUAUUUAUAUCCCAUCCAUCUGCCUAGGUUUCCCCAGUCACUCUGGGUGGCUCCCAACAGAAUAUUUAAAAUGGGAUAAAGCAUCAAACAAUAAAAACUUCCCUAAACAGGGCUGCCUCUAAAAGUCAGAUAGUUGCUUAUUUCCUUGACGUCUGAUGGGAGGGUGUUCCACAGGGCAGGUGCCACUACUGAGAAGGCCCUCUGCCUGGUUUCCUGUAACCUCACUUCUCUCAUCGAGGGAACCACCAGAAGGCUCUUGGAGCUGGACCUCAGCGUCUGGGCAGAAUGAUGGGGGUGGAGAUGCUCGUUCAGGUAUACUGGGCCGAGGCCGUUUAGGGCUUUCAAGGUCAACACCAACACUUUGAACUGUGCUCAGAAACGUACUGGUUACCUCCCCGAAUCCCUCUGAAUUUCACGAGCUCCCAAGUCCUGUGGCCUCCCCAUAAGAGGAUCUUUUUUUGUUCUGGGUUUCCCGUCAAUCAUUUCUCUCUUCUUCUGUUCAACUUCAGUGUUCAACAGCUGGCUAAUUCCAUGCAUCGUGGGGACUGUAGUCCUGGUGGCCGGCAUCUCCGUGGGCAUCAGUAAGUACCACGUACCCUCCAAGUGUCCCAAUUUUCUGAGGACAGUCCCAGAAUUACGAAAGCCACCCCAGCCUCUGAUUGGAUCGCAGAAUGUCCCGAUUUUCCCUGCCGGUGCUGCUGCCACCAAGCUUGGCUAGGAGGAUUAGCCGAGGGAGCAUCCCAUAGCCUCUCUGUGGCCUCUCCAUGGCUGCCACUGCCAGCCUCCUCCCAUGGGCAGCUCAUCGUGGCUGCUGGAGAGCGAGCAAGGAGGAGAGAAUCUGCCACCGCCAAGGCACAGCCCUGCGCAUGAUGCUCCAGCCCUUAAGGGCAGAUAAGAGGGUAGGGUGCCACAGAGGAACUUACGCUCUUCAAACAAAAACAUCCUGAAGUUCCCAGGCCACAGAGAGGUUAGGCUGGCCUCAACUAGGGCCAGGGCCUUUUCAGUAUUGGCCCCGACUUGGUGGAACGCUCUGUCACAAGAGACUAGGGCCCUGCGGGACUUGACAUCUUUCCGCAGGGCCUGCAAGACAGAGCUGUUCCACCAGGCCUUUGGCCAGGGCACAGCCUGACUCCCUCCUUUGGCAGUCUUCACAGAACUUUAGCCUAAUGGUUGCCAUCAAUUUGAUUUGAAUUAAUUUUAUAAUGAAAUGAUUUUAGAAUGUUGUACUAUUUAAUUGUUGUUAGCCGCCCUGAGCCCGGCUUCGGCUGGGGAGGGCGGGAUAUAAUUAAAAUUUAUUAUUAUUUAUUAUUAUUAUUAUUAUAGGGCACACCGCCCAUGGGCAGUAAAUCGUUCAAAAAUAAAAUAUGGGUUGAAGGGUUUUCUCAGGACAGUGGAGGGCGGUGUGUCCUCUUAGUGUGGUUGUGGUGGCACUUUUCCGGAAGGAAGGGUCAGAGGCAGCAAGGGUCAUGUUGGAGGAAAUCAGGUAGUGCUUGGAAUCUGGAAGACUUCCUACCUUUACUAGUGACAGGUUCCUGGGGUGUCUGCCGGGAUCUUUCCCCAGAAAAUCAUCUGCUUGAGUGGUCCUUCCCCACAAGAGAGGGUGAGACUGGACAAUCUCCGUUGCAUCCCUUUCUGUCCUGAAGAAUCGUUGUCAUGAGUAAAAUGACUAGAGGCUCCAGAAUCUAUAACCCACUUGUUUGACUAGGUCUCACAACUGUUCACAGUUAAGGUCUUUCCUUGUGAAAGAAAACUUUUCUCGUUCCUUUUCAUUUGGCCACUUAAAAUGUAGGGGAUUUCUGUGACUUUGGGGCUUUGCAAGCCUUGGCUGUGUGCCCUCCUUUGGGCAACUGAAACUCAUAAUUUGAUUCUCUCUCUGCAGAGACGUGGCAAAGACACUAAGCUGCGCCAAGUAAGUGAGAUGCGAGUUUUUCCUCUGGCGUAGAACAGGCCUAGGGUGGGAGACGGGCAUAAGGGAGGAUUUGUUCAGGGCGUGUGUGAACUUGAAACAGCACAAGGUCCCUAUAAAACUGGAGGCAGAAAAUAAAAUACAUCUAACGGAAAGGUAACGGCAUUUAAACCUCCCAUACUCCCAGAAAACAGAAGCUUAUGUUAAGGGGAAAUUGAGAGAGGAGCAAUUUACGGGGCAAUUCGCAGUAUUCUGUCCUUCACCAGAAGCAGUGAAAACAGACCUUCUGCUAGCUUGUAUGUCUGAAAUUGCCUCUGCACACACCUGCGUAGGAUCACCUCCCUUAUUUCCUUUGAGUGCCUUCUCCAAAACUCACCUUUCUCCGCAAAGUAUUUGGCUCAGCCCUACUUGUGCCAAUGCCCUACUGCUGGCUUCCCCAACCUGGUGCCCUCCAAAUGCUUUUGGCCUCAGCCAGUGAGGCCAACAGGGAGAGAUGAAGGGAGUGUGAGUCUUUAGCAGCUUUAAGCAAUGUUUAUCCAGUCUACAAGGGACAGGCUGGAGUUGCUGUUGGAUCCAUCCAUCGACCCCUGAUGAUUUCGAAGGAUUGGGUCCAGCAUCACUUUCGCUUGCCGGUAUCCUGCGACAGAGUGAGCUCCUGUUGCUCUGUCCCAGCUCCUGCCAACCUAGCAGUUCAAAAGCAUGUCAGUGCGAGUAGAUAAAUAGGUACCACUGCGGUUGGAAGGUAAACAGUGUUUCUGUGCACUCUGGUAUCCAUCACGGUGUCCCGUUGUGCCAGAAGCGGUUUAGUCCUGCUGGCCACAUGACCUGGAAAGCUGUCUGUGGACAAACGCCUGCUCCCUCACCCUCAAAGCGAGAUGAGCGCCACACUCCAUAGUCACCUUUGACUGGACUUAACCGUCCAGGGGUCCUUUACCUUUACCUAUAGGUUGUCUAAUGGAGGCAAAUGUAUAGAAACCAGUGGUAUGUAUGUAAUUGCAUGUCAUGCUAUGCAGCAAAGGGAGCUCCUUUGCUCUGGAGCAAAGCGCAGGAGGCCAACGCUUCUGAUGUGCUGGUUGGGUAGCGCCCCCACCCCCACCCAUAACAAGCCUCACCUGGAUACUUUUGCCCAGAAGGUGCCCUUUUGAUCUUUGCUUCCUGCACAUUUCAUUAAAAAAUUCCUUCCAGUAGCACCUUAGAGACCAACUAAGUUUGUUAUUGGUAUGAGCUUUUGUGUGCAUGCACACUUCUUCAGAUACCAACACAGCUACCUGCCUGUACAUUUCAUGUGUGUCUUGAUCAUGCCCAGGGAUGGAGUCCUCUGCAAGGGGAGUUGGGUUGGAUUAGAUGCUCUGACUCUGUUAUUCAGAUGCCCCCGUCCUUUGUCAGCUUCACUGUGCUUAGUUCACCUGACACCCUCCUGUGUGUUUUUCUGCAACAGAUAUGUCGGCUGGAAGAGCAGCAGAAACAGAGGAACCUCUCUGACAUCUGAGCAGAGAGGUGGGUAG
This is a messenger RNA of Podarcis lilfordi (Lilford's wall lizard), 13891 nucleotides long. The record is from the annotation of a GenBank genome assembly. NCBI's taxonomy places the organism in Eukaryota, Metazoa, Chordata, Lepidosauria, Squamata, Lacertidae.